CCUUGCCUCCCCAACCUAAGAAAGAAAUAAAAAUUGAGCAAAAAAUGGUAUACAUGGUUAUCAUCACAUUGCUCAUUUCUUUUGUAUUUUGUUGCUACUUCUUUGGUAAAAAAAAUGGUCUCCCAACAAACUGGCCCCUUGUUGGGAUGCUUCCCGCGCUUCUUAAAAAUGCUCACAGAAUCAACGAUUUUAUGAUUGAAGUUAUGGAAAAAUCUGAUAUGAUUUUUCAAAUAAAAGGCCCUUGGUUCACCAACAUGAACCUACUACUUACCGUUGAUCCUGCCAACAUUUACCAUGUGUCGAGCAAGAAAUUCGGAAAUUAUGGAAAGGGCGCCAAGUUAAAUGAAAUCCUUGAACCCCUUGGAGAUGGGAUCCUUAAUACGGAUUCUAAUAUAUGGCUUUUCCAUCGAAAUGUAGCUCAAUCUUUCACCAAUCAUCCUAAAUUCCACCAACUUUUGGUGAAUACAACUUUUCAAAAAGUGGAGAGUGGUCUCAUCCCGAUCCUUGACCAUGUAUGUAAAGAUGGAAUUGAGAUAGAUUUGCAUGAUGUAUUCUCGAGGUUCAUGUAUGAUGUCAUGUCUAUCAUCAUGAUGGACCAUGAUCCAUCAUCUUUAACUGUUGAGUUGCCUAAUUUUCCACUCUUAAAGGCUGUGCCUAGUAUGGAGAAAGUGGGGAUUUCUCGUCAUGUAGUUCCGACAUGCAUUUGGAAAUUUCAAAGGUGGUUGAAUGUAGGCGAAGAGAAGAGGUUAAAACAAGAGACUAAAAUAGUUGAUGAUUUCAUUUACGAGUGCAUAGAUAGGAAAAAGGAAAAAAUAUUAAUACAAGGAGCAUCAUCAUCAUCUAAAGACAUUGAUAAUGAGGUGAGUCAUGUUGAUUUAUUGACAUUAUUGAUCUUGGAUGAGAACAAAAACACAAAAUCUCUAGUUAUUCAAAAUAACGACAAGUUUUUAAGGGAUACAAUAACCAACUUUUUCCUAGCCGGGGGUGAAACAACCAGUGUUGCUUUAGGUUGGUUUUUUUACCUUCUCUCGAAAAAUCCACGAGUUUUACAAAAGAUUAAAGAGGAACUAAACACGAUAAUGAUACCACUGAAAGAUCAAAAAAAUAAUAUAGAUAGGUUUCUAAGAAACUUCAAAGAAGUCAGUAAUAAGUUAAUUUAUCUUCAUGCUACAAUAUGUGAAGUACUUAGAUUGUAUCCUUCGGUAGCUUUUACAAGCCAUACACCAGUUGAACCAGACAUCCUUCCAAGUGGUCAUUUAGUGAAUCCAAACAUGCAAAUUAUCUUCAACCUAUAUGCAAUGGGAAGGAUGAAAUCGAUAUGGGGAGAUGACUGCAACGAGUUUAAGCCUGAAAGAUUUAUAUCAGAAGGAAAUGUGAUUAAACAUGAGCCAUCAUACAAGUAUUCGGUGUUUAGUGGUGGGCCCAGGAGUUGCAUAGGAAAGCAGAUGGUGUUCAUCCAAAUGAAGAUUGUUGCUGCCAUUGUAAUCCAAAACUAUCAUAUACAGGUAAAACAACAUGAUCAUGUUCCAGAUUCCUCUUUCAUACUUCAUAUGAAGGAUGAGUUUAAGGUUAAGGUAUUUCGUUCUCAGUAACAAAUUCAAAUUAAAUUGUAUUACGCAAAAUAUGUAUGUUCAAUAAUUUAAUAUUGGUGAUUUAAUUUCAUAGCGGUAAUUGUUCUCAUAUCAAGUGUUUAUGCUAUAUUUUCGCAUUGUAUGAGGUUUAAGGCAUUGUUAUACUACUACGUUUAUAAAUCUUGUAAUAAGGCCGGGUCUUAAUUUGUAAUGAAGUACACACUUGAGUUUGGAAAUGUUAUGUAUUAAUUACUAUCUCCA
This is a messenger RNA of Spinacia oleracea (spinach), 1832 nucleotides long. Its product is annotated as alkane hydroxylase MAH1. The transcript has a single exon. Gene Ontology annotation, molecular function: heme binding; monooxygenase activity; iron ion binding. The coding region runs from base 45 to 1592 and encodes 515 amino acids. Lineage: Eukaryota; Viridiplantae; Streptophyta; Magnoliopsida; Caryophyllales; Amaranthaceae. The record is from RefSeq and is a predicted model, not a curated record.